Molecule: messenger RNA, 3698 nt
Organism: Astyanax mexicanus (Mexican tetra)
Lineage: Eukaryota; Metazoa; Chordata; Actinopteri; Characiformes; Acestrorhamphidae
Gene: ptprna
Product: protein tyrosine phosphatase receptor type Na
Exons: 23
Coding region: 217-2946 (909 amino acids)
Biological process (GO): protein dephosphorylation
Cellular component (GO): secretory granule
Molecular function (GO): protein tyrosine phosphatase activity
Source: RefSeq, a predicted model, not a curated record
UGUGUGUGUGUGUGUGUGUUGGAGUGUGUGUUUUCGUCUUGCCUGCCUCUCUCCUCGGUUUCCAAGCCCCGCUCCGCUCUCAGCUCUCUCCAUCACCUGUGCGCCGCGGGGGAGGAGGAACCGGGAGUACAGAGAUGUGGAUUUAGCUCGUGACACCGUCGCCGUGGUGGGGACGGGUGACCGUCCUCCUGUUCAGCCUCGCCACUCGUCGCCACGAUGCAUUCACGACUGUGGAGAGCCGUGCUGGGCAUGACCCUACUCUACCAGCUCGGGAUGGCGGGCAAAUACGGCUGUCUGUUCGAGAAGACGCUGUGCUCCAAAGAACACUUCUGCUCUGAUGACAGGCUAUUCGGCCAGUGUCGGAGCUCCAGACAGGAUCAGGUUCAGUACCAGGUGUCUGUGCCUGUUCUCCAGAGACUGCAGGAAGUACUUAAAGAGUUGAUGAUGCAAGGAUUCUCCUGGCAGGAUGACAUCACCCAGUCCAUUAUAGCGAAGGAGCUGAGCCGUGUUCCUCACUCUCGGGCUCAAACGCCUCAGCCAGGACCGUCUGCACAACAUUCUCCUAAGAAGGCAUAUUCCAAUUCGAAGACGGAGCCCAGAACUCCCCAGAGCUAUAUGGAUUACGUUAUUUUAGAUCCUCAUCAGUCCCCAUCUCUACAUAUGCAAGCAGUACCACUGGACCCAUAUGCCUACUUACAGGAGGAUAUCUCACACUCCCUAAAUUCACAUGCCGGCGUGGGCUACCAGCGCCCCUCCUCGCGCUCCGGCUCACAGCAGCAGCAGCAGCGAGACAGAGAUCGGCAGCUGCUGGAGAAAGCUGUCUCCCACUACCUCUCCGCACAGCACUCGUUUCUCCAUCGGGGGGCAGCAGGCCUCCCUGCCUCCUCGUAUUAUGAAGACUUGGACUUCCCGCUGGAUUAUGGAGAGGACUACACCCUGCAGGAGCGACCCAGCUCACGCCAGCGCACCAACAAAAAGGUUCCACAGGACUACAGCUCUCUGUCCGGGCUGGACGAUGACACAAUGGUGCGGCUGGCCGCGGUGUUGGAGAGGAUGGGGAUGGAUCCACAAGCCCUGAGCCCUCAGCAGUUAAAACGAUUCGCUCUACUACUGCAGCUUCUGCAGUCAGAUGUGACAGAGAACACAGAAAAAGAGCCGGGAAAAGUCACAGUGAAAGAGACGAUUGUAGCAGGCAGUGACACAGUGUCACAGAAAGGUGCCAAACCUCCGUCUCAUGCUGGGGCUGCUGUACCCUCUACUGCCGGGCCCCAGCUGGCCCCUACCCUGGUCUCCACCUCAGCAGCUUCGGUGACUGUGCCUCAGGGCCCCAUCGUUCCAGUAAAGGACAUGGAGCUGAAUGAGAAGAGUUCUCCAGACCUGAAAACAGGAGGCAAGGAUGGGAGCAACGUCAGAGAGGAGUAUGGCUACAUCGUUACAAACCAGAGCCCUUUGAGCCUGUAUGACGGGGUGAAGCUCUUAGAGACACUGGCGGAAAGGAUACACCUCACGACAAGCAGCUUCAUCAACAUCAGUGUGGUAGGGCCUGCGUUGACGUUCAGGAUCAGACAGAACUCUCUGAACCUCAGCGCUGAGGACGUGGCCAAUAAAGCGGUGGCUGAGAAGAAUUUUUUGGAAGGAGAGACGGGCCUGAAGAUCAUUCAGACAGGAGUGGGAGAGAGGAGCGAGGGGCUUCCUCAGGCCACACGGAUCGGAGAUGGCUCACGUGGGGUCGUCCUGACCAUGGUUGCCAUGGCCUGCGUGGGCGCAGUGGUGUUGGUUGCUCUAACAAUUGCCUGUUUACGUCACCAUGCCCGUCAACUCGCCUCGGGCAAGCUGGGACUGGGCCCUGAGGCUGGAGCAGAGACACACUUUGACUACCAGGAGCUCUGUCGGCAGCACAUGGCAGCAAAGUCAUCGUUUAGUCGCCCAGAACCCGGCGGUCGGAGAGGCACAGACACUUCCCGAGUGAGCAGUGUGUCGUCUCAGUUCAGCGACGGGCCACAGCACAGCCCCAGCUCGCACAGCAGCACGCCUUCCUGGAGUGAAGAGCCUGCCCAGUCCAACAUGGAUAUCUCUACUGGCCAUAUGAUACUGGCCUACAUGGAGGACCAUCUGAAGAAUAAGGACCGUUUGCAGAAGGAGUGGGAGGCUCUGUGCUCGUACCAGGCUGAACCCAGCUCUGUCUCCAUCGCCCAGAACGAGAGAAACCUGGAGAAGAAUCGCUAUCCUGAUUUUGUACCAUAUGAUCACUCCCGGGUGAAGCUGAAGCCUGAAGUCAACCCCAACAGAGAGGACUACAUCAAUGCCAGCAUUAUAAUAGACCAUGACCCUCGCAUGCCUGCUUACAUCGCAACCCAAGGCCCCCUGCCACACACCAUUGCUGACUUCUGGCAGAUGGUGUGGGAGAACGGCUGCACAGUGAUAGUGAUGAUGACCGCUCUGCUAGAGGAUGGAGAACAGCAGUGUGAACGCUACUGGCCUGAUGAAGGAUCGUCACUAUACAACAUCUAUGAGGUGAACCUAGUGUCAGAGCACAUCUGGUGUAAGGACUUCCUGGUGCGAAGUUUCUACCUGAAGAACGUGCAGACGCAAGAGACACGCACACUGACCCAGUUCCACCUGCUCAGCUGGCCUGCACAGGGCAUCCCCACCUCCACACGCCCCCUGCUGGACUUCCGCAGGAAAGUGAACAAGUGCUACCGCGGCCGCUCCUGCCCAAUCAUUGUGCACUGCAGUGAAGGCACCGGAAGAACUGGCACCUACAUUCUUAUUGACAUGGUCUUGAAUCGCAUGGCGAAAGGUGUGAAAGAGAUUGACAUUGCUGCAACACUGGAACACAUUCGUGACCAGAGGCAGAGCAUGGUGCGCACAAAGGACCAGUUUGAAUUUGCUCUCACAGCUGUGGCAGAAGAAGUGAAUGCCAUUCUGAAGGCCCUCCCACAGUGAGCCAUUGUGUGGUGUGCCAGUUAUGCCAAUAUGCAUCCUUCCCUCCCUUCAAACACAGACACACUCACGUACACUCAUAUAAGCUAAUACAUGGACUAUACCAUGCUCAAGAAAUUUUCUAAUGCAUUUUAAACCAUGGCCUUAUUCGUGGAAGAAAGGGGGGAGGCUCCUUAAAUUAUGUGAUCAUUAUUUAUCAUCACUGUGUGCUGGGUACAACGGGGAGGGCUUUUACAGUGAGUCAAUCCUAACCAGGGAGACGGCCAUAUGAAAAAAAAAAACUUGUCACAUAAAGCUUCAGGUACUGACACAAAUGGACCUAAUUUCAGUGUGGCCAGUUUUAGCACAUCUCUUUUUCCUGCCAGUGGAUGAAGCCUAUUGAGAAUCUUAAUUCUGCUGAGGUCAAAAGGAUUUCAUCCACAUUUUUAUGUCCUUUUCAGUCUGACAUAGUGGCUGCAUAUGUGUAUGCACAAUGCCGUUGAUUGAACAGAGCAGAAGACUCUUUUUGAAGGAAUGUAUUGAUUGAUUAGUGUAUCACAACACAAUGUGUAAAACCCAUCACUCAAUGUGCUUGCAUUUCCUCAUGCUCUUUAUGACUUGUGGGAACUUUCUGUUGUGUGAUAAAUGUAAAUAAUUCAUGAGAAAGUCUUUUUUGUUGAUUCCUGUAGCAAAUGUGUUGAAAAUUAUACAAAAAAAGAGAAAUAUAUGACUAUAAUUUUUCAAAUGUUCUGAAUUAAAUGUGGUGUGGUGCAGCA